This is a messenger RNA of Kuraishia capsulata CBS 1993, 1131 nucleotides long. RefSeq lists its product as uncharacterized. Bases 1 to 1131 code for a protein of 376 amino acids. The transcript is spliced from 2 exons. The record is from RefSeq and is a predicted model, not a curated record. Lineage: Eukaryota; Fungi; Ascomycota; Pichiomycetes; Pichiales; Pichiaceae.
AUGUCCGAAAAGAUCGAUAACUCUAUCAACAACUCCGACGUUGUCCAAAAAUACAAGACCGCAGGUGAGAUCUCGGGAAAGGUCCUUGCCCAUGUCAAGACUCUCUGUGUUGCUGGAGCCAAGGUCUACGACAUCUGUGUUGCCGGUGAUGAACUCCUCGACUCCAAGCUUGGUGAAAUCUACAACAACAAGAAGACCAGCAAGAUCCCAAAGGGAAUUGCGUUCCCAACCACCGUCUCCCCCAACGAGGUUACUGCCCAUCUCUCGCCCAUCAACGCCGACGAGCCCUCCAACAUUGAGUUGAAGGCCGGUGAUGUUGUCAAGAUCGAGCUCGGUGCUCAUGUUGAUGGUUUUGCCUCCAUCGUUGCUGACACCAUUGUUGUGGAUGCUGCCGGUCCAAUUACUGGCCGUGUGGCUGAUGUGCUUGCUGCUGCCCACUACGCCUCUGAGGCCGCUAUCAGAACCAUGGAGCCAGGCAAGAAGAACUGGGAUGUCACCAGAGUGGUGGACCAAGUCGCCAAGGCCUACGGCUGUGUUGCCCUUGAGGGAAUGCUCUCGCAUAACCAGGAACGUAACAAGUUGAACGGACCAAAGGAGAUCAUCAUCAACCCAUCCGAGCAGCAGAAGGCCUCUGUGGCUGCUAUGAAGUUUGAGGACGCCGAGGUUUACGGUCUUGACAUUCUCAUCUCCACUGGAGACGGAAAGGUCAAGCAAGGAGAGACCAGAACCACCAUCUACAAGUUGACCGGAAACACCUACCAGCUCAAGCUCAAGGCCUCGAGAGCUGUGCUGAACGAGAUCAAGGAGAAGGCCUCUGACUUCCCAUUCUCCACCAGAAACCUCAAUGACCCAACCAAAGGAAGAAUGGGUUUGCAGGAGUGUGUCAACCACAACGUGAUGAACGCUUACGACGUGAUGUACGAGAAGGAGGGUGCCAUCAUCGCCCAGUUCUACACCACUGUUGCUGUGACCAAGAACGGAAACGUGAAGCUCUCGUCCCCCGACUUCGACAUCUCCUCUGUCCAAUCCGACAAGAAGAUCGAAGACCAAGACAUCCUUGACGUGUUGGAGAAGUCCCUCAAGGUCAACAAGAAGAAGGCCAAGAAGGCUGCUGCCGCUGCCUCUGCCUAA